AAAUGUCAGGUUGAUUCCUGAUAGUUGGCUCGACUAAUCAGAUGUUUCUCCGCUCUCUGCCUAUACAACUCUUUGCGUUUCCUUCAUAACCAUUACUCUAGUUUGAGUUAUACAGACUGCUGUCGGGAGCUGAGAGGACCACACAUGGCAACUCGUAUCAGACCAAGCAACAAGCGUUGUGCUGUUAUUGGGGGAUCUGGAUUUUUGGGCAGGCAUCUUGUGGAGCGUUUAGUGGACCGAGGAUACACAGUGAAUGUGUUUGACAUCAGACAGGCCUAUGAACUUCCAGGAGUGACAUUUCACCAAGGGGACUUGUGUGACAAACAGGCUUUGCUGGUGGCUUUGAAAGAAGUGUCUAUAGUGUUUCACUGUGCUUCACCUGCUCCAGGCAGUGAUGACCGCGCUCUGUUUCAGAGGGUCAACAUUGAUGGGACACGGACUGUCAUACAGGCCUGCCAUGAGGCAGGAGUACAGAAAUUAAUAUUGACAAGCAGUGCUAGUGUGGUGUUUGAAGGAACUGACAUCAAGAAUGGUAAAGAGGAUUUGCCUUAUGCAAAAAAGCCAAUUGAUUAUUAUACAGCGACCAAAAUCCAGCAGGAGAAGUUGGUGUUGGAGGCCUGCAGUAAAGAGAAAGGUUUCUUUACUGUCGCUAUUCGUCCUCAUGGCAUCUUCGGCCCCCGGGACCCUCAGUUAGUGCCCAUCCUGGUAGAUUCAGCCCGCAAAGGAAAGAUGAAGUUCAUCAUCGGGGAUGGAUCUAAUCUUGUGGACUUCACCUAUGUGGAGAAUGUAGUUCAUGGGCAUAUUUUAGCAGCUGAACACCUUAAGGCUGAUUCUCCACUCUGCGCUCAGGCUUACCAUAUAACCAAUGACGAGCCGGUGCGUUUCUGGGACUUCAUGUCCCAGAUUCUGGUGGGUCUGGGCUACAGUGCUCCUCGAUACCACCUGCCCUACACACUGGUCUAUGGAAUAGCCCUGCUGCUGUGGCUGGUGGCCUUAGUACUGAGGCCGCUCAUCCAGCUCAAACCCACCUUCACACCCAUGCGAGUAGCUCUGGCUGGCACCCACCACUACUACAGCUGUGCUCGUGCCAAGAAGGACAUGGGUUACCGACCCCUGGUGCCUUUACAAGAAGCAAUAGUGCGCACUGUGGAGAGCUACCCACAUCUACGGAAAGGAGCAUAACACCGCAGUGAAGCUGAAUGUUGAUUGACAUAAUUACUGUUUGCUGAAUGGCACUAUGAGGAUCUGUGGGAUUACCAGUGUUUAUUAACAAUGCACUUAAUCAUUCCUAUGUUAAAUGUACCUUUUCACCAGGAUGUAACAGCAUGUAGCUCAACAGUGAUGUUGAGUUCAGAUGGCAGAUAUGGACAUUUGUCUCUUCUGACUUUGGUCCAAGAGUAUUCAGUCUUUAUGUAAGAGCUUUUUGGGUUUUCAAAACUUGGCAGUAUAAAUUUCAAAUCAAGUU
Ctenopharyngodon idella (grass carp) is the source of this 1465-nucleotide messenger RNA. RefSeq names its product NAD(P) dependent steroid dehydrogenase-like (gene nsdhl). Lineage: Eukaryota; Metazoa; Chordata; Actinopteri; Cypriniformes; Xenocyprididae. Gene Ontology annotation, molecular function: 3-beta-hydroxy-Delta5-steroid dehydrogenase (NAD+) activity. The record is from RefSeq and is a predicted model, not a curated record. The transcript is spliced from 8 exons. Bases 145 to 1182 code for a protein of 345 amino acids. Gene Ontology annotation, biological process: steroid biosynthetic process.